Messenger RNA from Penicillium olsonii, 1170 nucleotides. The record is from the annotation of a GenBank genome assembly. Lineage: Eukaryota; Fungi; Ascomycota; Eurotiomycetes; Eurotiales; Aspergillaceae.
AUGACUGACCAACCGCAACCAUACAACAUUUCCAUCGCUGACGAUGGUCUCAAAGAUCUUCAACAACGCUUGACACUAGCCAGGCUACCAACUCAACUCGAGGCCGACGAGCAAAAUCUGUGGGACUUUGGGUCCCCCGUCAGCGACAUUCAACGGCUGGUGGAAUAUUGGAAAAAUGGCUUCGAUUGGCGGAAGGCAGAAGCCAAAUUGAACGAGUUGCCGCAGUACCAAGUCCAGAUUCCAGUGGAUGGGUUUGGCACUUUGGACAUUCACUGGCCUGGAUCUUUCAUUGAAGUGUCAAAGCUUCUCCCUCUUCUCAAGGGAGAUGAGAAUCAACCCGGUUUCCAUGUUGUGGCACCAUCGCUUCCAAACUUCGGUUUCUCCUCAGGUGUGACUCGUCGUGGAUUUGGCCUUGCACAGUACGCCGAAGUUCUCAACAAACUCAUGAUCAAGCUAGGUUAUGAUAAGUAUGUGACUCAAGGAGGAGACUGGGGGUUCUGGAUCACAAGAGUCAUCGGGCACCUGUACCCAGAGCAUUGCCAAGCAUCCCACAUCAACUCAGUCCUCGCCAGACCACCCAAAUUCGCCAGCAACCCCUUGCUCGCGCUCCAGCACACACUGUUACCGUACAGCGAUCGAGAGAAAAAGGGCCUCGAACGAUCUCAAUGGUUCGAUACCGAAGGCUUCGGGUAUAACAAGUUGCAAAGUACCAAGCCACAAACCAUCGGCAUUGCACUUCAAGAUAGCCCGGUCGCCCUGCUCUCGUGGAUCUACGAGAAGCUUCACGACUGGACAGACUCAUAUCCCUGGACAGAUGACGAAGUCCUCACGUGGGUCUCAAUCUACUGGUUCUCCGUCGGGGGACCGGCGGCCAGCGUUCGGAUUUACUACGAAACCAUGCAUUCGGGCCCGAUCAAAGGCAAAUCCCUCGACGACUUACUGGGGUAUGUCCCGGUUAAACUUGGGAUUGCGCAUCUUCCACUGGAGAUCUCGGUCAUGCCUAGUACCUGGGCUGCGGUGCUAGGGCCAUUGGUGAGAGAAAGUGAGCAUACCCAUGGUGGUCACUUUGCUGCUUGGGAGGUCCCCACUGUAAUUGUCGAGGACUUGCAGGCUAUGUUCGGGAAGAGUGGCCCUUGCUAUCGGAUAAUUGAAGGCAAAGAAGGGUAUUAG